Messenger RNA from Physella acuta, 3194 nucleotides. RefSeq names its product sorting nexin-6. The record is from RefSeq and is a predicted model, not a curated record. Gene Ontology annotation, molecular function: phosphatidylinositol binding. Lineage: Eukaryota; Metazoa; Mollusca; Gastropoda; Physidae.
AUCGGACUAAAAGUUAUGAUAGUUCUUUCCCUUUGCGAUCACGUGAUAAGGAGAAAUUGCAGCCAUGAUGGAUGGAAUUGACGACAGCCCUGACCUCUUGGCGGAGGACCAGGAAAAUAAGACAAGGUCAGAUACUGUUGACCUUACAGAUACAUCACUGAUGGUAGACAUUUCUGAUGCCCUGAGUGAGAGAGAAAAAGUCAAAUUUACCGUACAUACCAAGACAACACUGCAGCAUUUCAAGAACUCUGAGAUGUCAGUUGUUAGACAGCAUGAAGAAUUUGUGUGGCUCCAUGAUCGAUAUGUUGAAAAUGAAGAGUAUGCUGGCAUAAUUAUUCCACCUGCGCCUCCUAAACCAGAUUUUGACGCCUCCAGAGAGAAGUUACAAAGACUUGGUGAGGGUGAGGGUACGAUGACUAAAGAGGAAUUCACUAAGAUGAAACAGGAGCUUGAAGCUGAGUACCUGGCAACGUUCAAGAAAACAGUUGCCAUGCAUGAAGUGUUCCUUCAGAGAAUAGCUGCUCACCCUGUGUUGCGGCAUGAUGUGAACUUUGAAGUCUUUCUAGAAUACGCUGGCGAUAUGAGUGUAAGAGGAAAAAAUAAGAAGGAAAGAAUUGGUGGUUUCUUCAAGAGCAUUACAAAAACUGCAGAUGAAGUUUUAAUAUCAGGACAGAAAGAUGUCGAUGAAUUCUUUGAGUCUGAGAAAGUUUUUCUUAUAGAAUAUCACAACAAAAUCAAAGAUGCCACUGGCAAAGCUGAUAGAAUGACAAAGGUGCACAAAAAUGUAGCUGAUUCUUACAUCCAGAUAUCCACUGGUUUAGUACAGUUGGCAACAAUAGAGAACACAGAACUAGACAGAAUAUUUAGUAAAGUUGCUGAGGCUUUAGAGAAAGCUCGGAAACUAGAAGGUCGUGUGGCAUCAGAUGAAGACCUGAAGCUGAGUGACACACUGCGCUACUACAUGAGGGACUCAAUGGCAGCCAAGGACCUGCUGUACAGGCGCAUGAGGGCUCUGGUCGACUACGAGAAUGCCAACAAAGCUCUGGAGAAGGCUCGAACAAAAAACAAGGAGGUUGCUGCUGCUGAGAAAGCACAAGAACAAUGUUGUAAAAAGUUUGAAAAGAUUUCAGAAGUUGCCAAAAAAGAAAUUCAAGAAUUCAAGAGCAGAAGAAUUAUAUACUUUAGGAAACAUUUGGUAGAACUUGUGGAGCUAGAAAUGAAGCAUGCGAAGGCUCAAGUGCAACUACUAAAGAAUUGUAUCACAGCGUUGCAGGACAAGGAGGAAUAACUGCGUGCCUGUGCUGACAGCUCAAUGUCAGCUUUUGAAUAGUAAAUAAUUUAAUCACAAAUUAUUGAUUGUAAAUUGUAAUUAAAAGUAAUUUAACUUUUAGUUAUUUUAAAAGAAAAAAAAUGUACUGAAAAGAAACAGUUCUUUCCAUAAUCCAUUUUUUUUUGCUUGCACAGGCAUGUCUAGUUAAUAGCUUAAACAUCAGUACAGAUUUAUGAUCAAAAGCCAUGGAUUUGGGUUUACAUUGCAAAAUCUAUUUUAUUUAAUGUAGACAGUCAACUUAAGUUUGUGUAGUCUUGUUAACUGAGGAACCUUCCACAUGAGAACUUUGUGAUCCUUUGGUUACAUUUUAACUGGUCAUGCUCCUCAGUGGGAUAGCCAUGUUAGGAAGUCCACAACAAUUAACUAACGUUGUUCAUUUCUUUUUCUAAUCUUAGUUGUGUAGAUGGAAGAAUGAAAGGGUUUUGUUAUGAAAGUUAUUUUCUUCUAGGAUGCUUGCAUUUGUUCAGUAUGACAAUUCUAAUGGACAAAUGACCAUUUGUUCAGUUAUAUAAUUCUAAAUGACAGAAGUUUAUUUGAUAUAAAGUUUUGGAUAAUGUUAACCAUGUAUUGUGAUGUUAUGCCACUAGUUCAAAGAGAACUUGUAAAAAUUAUUAUAAGCUCAAGCAUUCGACAUCUAGUUUUAAAUUUGAAUGUUUUAGAUGCUUGUGUCAGUGUAGCAUCGCAGAAGAAAUUGUGAUAUCAUCAUGACAACUAUCAAAUACAUCUACUCUAAUUGUCAGUAUUUUUUCUAGAGCUCAACCUUUUAUUUUUGUCAGUUCAUUCAACCUUGAACUUUUGACCUGAAGAUUUUUUCUCCCCUUUAUCUGCCUGGUUGAAAUGUUGGUGUGUUUUAUGUCAAAUGAUCUAUUUUGUCAGUGUACCCUCAUCUAAUGUGCUACUGAUGUUUCUCCAGAUGACAUCAUUAAUUAGGCUCAUUAUUUAUUUUAGCUGUGGGUUGAAAUGACAUUCCAUGUACAUAAAAUGGCCCUGUCCUCUGCUACCCAUUUAGUUUUGUAAGAAUUUUUCACCUGUUGAAAUUUAUGACCUCCUAGAUUUUCCUUUCUGCCAUAUUUUUAUUUACAAUCACUACCGCAUGUUUGAUAUAGCAUCACAGCAUACUGAAGUAACUAUAGCAUUCUUGUUUUGUUCUGUUCCAAUAGGCAAAUAGUGUGUUUUAAUGGUCUGAGAACAUGUGCAAUACAUCACUUUGCCUUGAAGCUUGUGUAGACAGGUUUGCUGCAACACUGUCCAUACAUUUCACUUGUCUAGUUCUAUUUAUAGAUUUUUAUUUGGUUCAAUUUAUUCACUAAACUACAUGAUUUUCAGUUGAUUGUAACUUCAGAGAAAUGUAUUCAACUAUUCACACCAAGAAAUUUUUAAUAAUUGGGAAGAUAAUUUCUGUAUAGUUAUUUUUUAAAAAUGUUACUACCAUUGAUUUUACAUUUAGCAAAAAUGGAAGUAAUGGUUUAAAUUUAAUGUGAACAAUACAUUUUUAAAAAUUUGUUUGUUAAAAUUGGCAACUGCUUUCAUGCUGUUUAUAAUGUUAAAUGAUGUCUAGUUGUUGUGUUUUCAGUUUUGCUGCUUUGAUAUUUUUUUAUUGGUAUAGUCAUUUAAUUUUGCCCUAUGCAAUUGUUAGAGCUGUAUUCAAUUUCUAGAUUUGAGUUUUCAAGUGAAAAUAAUGUGACCAUUGAAUGAAUUGUUUGGGAAGUCAAUAGUUUAUAUACGGAGAGGCGCACUGCCCUAAAAAGCAAAGUUUUUUUUUAGUUUCUGUUGUAAUGUGAUAUCAAUCUUAUUUAUGAUAGUGUACAUCUGUUCAAAUAUUGUAUUUGUUACUUUGCAAAUUUGAAUAAAAUACUGAACUAUU